ACUGUCAGGUGCGAAUAGGACCGCGCCAUAGGCCCGUUGCGGUAGUGCGAGUGAGUCAGUGCGCGCCGUCAUCUCCCAGCCGAGGAGAGCCAACCAACGGCCAGUUCGCUGCCAGAGACGAGGAAAAUUUUUCGGGGGCCAUCGAGGUGCAAACGCGCGCGUGAAAAAGGUCAAAAUUUUGGCCGCCGUUCCGCCCAAAACGCUCCAGAAACUGUGCCCGCAAGUCGUGCGAGUGUCUUGUUGGUGUUUUCCCGCGGAGUUUAGGUCACGCGACGUCGUCUGCGUGCGGAAAAACGUGUCGAGGAGCGUGUGUCUGCCGCCGUGCGUGAAUUUGCUCGCCGAAAUGCCAAAGCAAAGAUAGUGGGAGUGGAGCUGGCCGUCGAGUGUUUGCCGUGUGGUGUCUCGCGUUCCACGGAGCAAAAAAGCAAUUGCGAGGCGGAAAAGUGUCGCCAGGCAGCCGCCGCGUCUUCCAAGUGUGUUCUGAAAAAAAGUCAUAAAUAAAUACAAAUUAUGAGUCUGACUAUCAACUUAGUAAAAUAUUCGUGAGAAAUUCAUCAUUAAACUACAAAAUUCCCAGCAAUCAUACAUCUAGGCUAUGCUAUCAGAAUGGCAACACCACAAGUUAAAGAUUUAGUUUUACGUUCGCCAGCCGGUGGCGAAGAUGUUACUUAUACUUGGCCUUUACAAAUCGGUUCAGGUGCGGAUCGACACGACAAUGGAAUUGAUAUUAUCGAGACAAUACGUCAUGUUUGCGAAGAUAUUCCCGAGAUUAAUUCGGCUUUCGAAAGUUUCUCUUUCAAUGAUGUUGAUACAACGUGCCACAAAGCCAUGACGCUACUCGUAGAUCGAUUCAACAAAACCGUAGAACAAAUUCGAGAGCUGGAAAAAGGAACUUCACUGCCUGCCCAACGUCUUAAUAAAUACGCAUCACCAUGUCUCCUCCGUCAUAUUAUACAAUUAGUUUACAAUGCCGCAGUAAGUGACCCGGACAAAUUGAAUCAAUACGAACCCUUCUCCCCGGAAGUUUACGGCGAAACCUCCUACGAUCUAGUCUAUCAAAUGAUCGAGCAAGUCGACGUUAAAGCUGAAGAUGUCUUCAUUGAUUUGGGAUCGGGGGUGGGGCAAGUUGUCCUACAAAUGGCCGGUUCGUCACCAUUAAAAGCAUGUAUUGGCAUUGAACGAGCCGAAGUACCAUCCCGAUAUGCUGAACUAAUGGAUUUUCACUUCCGCUUAUGGAUGAACUGGUUUGGUAAAAAAUAUGGGGAAUAUCAGUUGAUAAAGGGCGACUUUCUGGCUGAUGAACAUCGCGAAAAAAUUAAUUCGGCAUCAAUCGUUUUUGUGAAUAAUUUUGCCUUCGGACCGGCCGUUGAUCAUCAGCUAAAAGAACGCUUUGCUGAUCUUAAGGAUGGUGCAAGGAUCGUUUCGUCAAAGAGUUUCUGUCCACUCAAUUUUCGAAUAACCGAUAGGAAUCUUAGCGACAUCGGUACCAUAAUGUAUGUACGAGAAUUGUCUCCAUUGAAAGGUUCUGUAUCCUGGACCGGUAAACCAGUAUCAUAUUAUCUGCACGUUAUCGAUCGCACAAAACUCGAGUGUUAUUUUCAACGUUUGAAAAGUCAAAAAGCUGCCGAAGCCGAUAAUGUUGGCUCAAAUACACGCUCGUCAAGAGAUCGUGCCAAACGCGAAGCAACAAAACCAAACUUGGAAGAAUCGUCAUCUGAAUCUGACGGCGCCGUGGGACCAACAACACGCAGGGCGUGGUCAGAUUGGUGCAGCUCCAAAGGGAAAAGUAGUCAAUCGGAUGACGAGGAGAACAACAAUUUCAGCACGAAUUCAGCUCGUCCGAGCAACACAAGGUCUGGCGCCCAGCAAAAAAAGCGAAAGAAAUUAACUCGAAAAGCGGCGUCGAACCAGAAAGAUGAGAAAUCUACCAACAUUAUAAUAGAAAAGAAGCAACAAAACAACAAUCAACAGAAACGUGGCAGAAUUAAAAAGGGACGUGGAAGAAGAAAUUUGAAGAUUGUUGGAUUAGAUGUCCUCCACCAAGAGACUCUUCUGAGCACAAGUGUUGAACUAAUGUGCAAGAAACUGCCGCCUGCACCUGGUUGUGUUGAUCAGCAAUUGACUUCACUUACAGGCGAUAUGUGCCACGAAGAGCUUGAAAUCCCCACGGCCCCAUCUGACACCCCGUACGCUCUUCAGAUAUUACUAGACAUGUACCGUUCACAGUUCAUGCAAGCUCUUGAUCAAAUGAAAUCGAAAGGAUACAAAGAAAACGUGUCAAAACAAAUCGAACGUGAAAAGGAACGAAAUCAGAGACUCCUCAAUCGGGCCAGUCAACUUGAAAAGCAGAUUAAAGUGCUAAUUGAUGACAGUGUCGCCCUACUAAAAACCAGAAUGAAUGAACUAGGCAUCAGUAUGACUUCACAAAAUGACUUGUUGGCUAAGGCAAAAGAAAUAGUCGGUCGGCAUAAAGAACUUCAAGUGAUGGCGGCGAAACUACAAAAUCAAGUGAACUGCAUAGAACAGGAGCAGAAAAGUUUGGUAAUGAAACAAGUCCAAGGUAUGAUGGACAAGGGCACGAAAAUAAAAAAUGAAAAUCUAGAACUCACUCCCGCAACUUCGCAUGAAUUAGUUUUAAAAGAGAUCGCAAACACCCUCUCGCAACGAAAGAAACUGCACGCACAAGUAACAACCCUUGAGCAAGAAAUACUAUUAAUAGAAAAAGCUGCUGAGGAAAGGAAAAAUGCUGUUGUUAUGUUGAAUCAGCAAAACACGCACUUGACUGUCACAAGCAUACCACCCGGGUCUAAUCACUCUAGUCACUCUUCCUCUUCCUCGAGUCUUUCGAAAUCAUCGACUUCAUCGCAUUCAAAAUCACGCCGCAAUCGUGAACAUCGAUCCCGAUCACAAGAAUGGCCUGAUGUUCCAGACGUUGGAAAGAUUGAGGAAAACAAUCCAGAAAUUCUAGCCCAAAAGAUCUUGGAAACGGGAAGGCAAAUCGAAGCUGGAAAGUUUGCUAAUAACAACACAGGACUGCCGAAUGCUAGCAGCGCACCAAAUUCCAAAUCCAAAGAAGAUAGAAAGCAUUCAUCAAGUCAUCAUUCACACCACAGUGGCGAUAGUGCUUUGAUGCCCGCUCCAGCAUGCGGCGGAACGCUGAAACCAGGAAACCAAACACAGCAUCAUCCACAACAAUCGCAGCAAAUAAAACCACCGAAUGCUUCAAAGAAUUUUCCACUAAACCCGACAUCCAAUCGCAACGAGCCAGCUUCAUCCAAUGCAUCGAAAAUAAUUCAAGAAUCUCCGAAAGUUGUGAAUUUCGAAGAUCGCUUAAAGAGCAUAAUUACAUCUGUUCUUAACGAAGACCAGGAACAGCGAAAAGCGGCUCAGCAAGUUGAACGGAAAGUUCCACAACAAUCUGCCUCUAUAUACGGCCAAGGCAACAAAGGCAAUAACAACCUUCUCUCCGUAUCAACUCAAGGCCUAACUUUACUAAAUUCAUCUACAACCAUUUCACCUGUAAAUCCUGCCUCGUUUACUGCCAACACCCCAGCGGCUGUGUGUAAUUCACAAUCUCAACUAGCUUCACAUGGCUAUAAACAAUCACAGCAAUCAUCCGCAUCCCUUUACAAUGUAGGAAAAUCGCAUCAGCCGCAUCCAACAUCAACUCCCGUUUCGGCUCAUGCAACCCCCAAUAUGAGCAAUAUACAGAAGUUCUUUGCAAAAACGAUGCCGCUGAAUAAUGUGGCUGCAGCAUUCGCUAGUGCGUCGCACGGCUCCAUCGGAAGUGGACAUCAGAAUACUACGACAGCAAUGAUGUAUGCUGCUCAACAGCAAGUAGCGCCUGAACUUGUGUAUCGCCGCAGUUUGGAACAUGGGGAAUUUAAAGCUCCUGAUAAUUUAAGAUAUGACAAAGUUGGUCAACAGUUUGAAGAGAAUAUUCGGAGCAAUUCUGCGUCAUCCGACUCUGCCCUAUAUUACCCCUCAUCGUCCUCGCGUGGUGGUGCAGGCGGCGAUCGGAGCUCCUUAAAUGGGCAACAACAGCACUUACAACAACCGCCAAGUCGCCCAAGUUCGGGUUCCUCACAACCUGAUUACACUCAAGUUUCCCCUGCUAAAAUGGCUCUAAGACGUCACCUCUCACAAGAAAAAUUGAAUCAGCACGUACAGCAUCCCCUAGGGGGACCCGGAAGUGGUUCAAUGAUGUCUUCUAAAACAAUUGGUGACUUGGUGAAUGGUGAAAUUGAGAGAACUUUGGAAAUAUCACAUCAAAGUAUCAUUAACGCUGCCGUAAACAUGAGUACAGUAGGAGCACAGGGCCCAUUAGGUAGUAGCGGCUCCAUGAUAAACCCAAAUGCUCAACGUCCGGAGCGUGUCAAUGUGCGGAUUCCUGAAGAUCAUGGGUUAGUUAUGAAUCCUGCUUUCAGUCCUAUAUCACGACCGGGUAGCUGUGAAUUACGUAAAUCGCCAGUUCAUACGCACGGACAAAGUAACCUCGCAACUUUAGCACAAGUCGCCUAUAAUCACAAACUGAUGACACAACAACAGCCUAACAUGCAACAACAUAAUCCCGAGAGAAGUGGAAGCAGCGCACCAACAUCUUCAAGCUCUAGAUCUCGAUCAUCAUAUUCAAAUCCCUCUAAUUCAGCAGUUCUGUACCAGCAACAGCAACAACAGUCAACUAGCCGUAGUUCAAGUGCAAAUCGGGAGCAGUACACACAUGUGGCUUUACCUAGAGCUGAAAUGAAACCAUACUUGUCGUCCUACUUCACAGAUGAUCAAAAACCCCCAGUAGGAGAGCGUACUUCAAGAAUGAUGAAUGGAAAUCCACCGCCAUUCGAAGGUCUAGCCGCAUCUCUCCACGAGCGUGUGAUUGCAACUUUGAACAUUAAACAGGAAAAAGAUGACAAACAUCGUCGGAAUGAUGUGCAUUAUUCGAAUCCUUCAAGUUCGACUUCGGGCUCAAUAAUACCAACACAAAUCAAAACAGAAUGUCUAAAGCGCACGUCUCCCAUAGUACAGCAUCCACGGCCCGCAAAAGUGCCUCAUUAUUCGGAUGUUCACGAUCAAAUACACAUUAAUGAUUUGUCAUCACACUCUGGGGGGCGUCGUUCGGCAACGUCUAUGGAACCACCUUUGAUGAGUCCAGAAAUAAAUUCUCUAACACCUGAGGAUCGCGCAAGUAUUGUUGAUAGUAGAUCAGGUCGGACUGGUUCGCACUUUUUGAAACAACGAAACGAAGACGAUGACCUGCCCGAAGAUGAAUCACAUUGGCAAGAUCGUAUUAGUUCCGGUUUCGAUAGGUUGGUUGCGUUUGCCUCAACCGAGUUGGAUAAAACUCGACGCUCAAUAGAAAACGAUACUGCACCAUCGGUCAGUUGCAAUACAUCUCCAGAUUCUGGAAUAACACAUGGCAGCAAUAGCGAUACCCGGACAUUCCUCUCAUCUUCGUCAUCAUCGUCUCAACUAGAUAUCGUUGUUACUGGAUCAGGAUCGACAACUGGACGAUCCAGUAGUUUGAGUGAUCGACGAAGCGACAGUACAAAGUGUAUUGAUACGGUGCCAAUAAUAAAAACUUCACCACCGGACGUUAUUGAUAGUCCACCUUUGUCGGAAGCAGGACUGCCUCGCACACCAUCUCCGUCACCAGCAACUCCUCCGUUGUUGCCAAUAGUUGAAAAUACUUCCAAUUCUUUGGUGCUAUCAUCUUCAUGUUCGGACAUACCCCAAACUCAUCAGAAUACUUUGAGAAUUCCGCUUAAGUAUCAGAGACAAUCGUCAGAAAAGCACUACAAGAAAAAGUUUCGGGAACGACGUUGGGAAUAUAACUACGAUGACUAUGGAUAUGGGAGCAGCAAUCAGAGAGACGGAGAAAGUCGACAUCAUUCCAACAGUCCAGUUCAUCAUAAAUCAUCGAAGUUCCGACCGAAGGGGAAGGACUGGGACUGGUCGCAUGAUGGGAAAAUGAAAGGCAAUCGAGACGAUCCUACGGCUGCAUAAAUUAUAAACAUAGUUUUCUAUCUUAUUUGUUGUUUAUUUUAUACUAUCAUUAUUUGGGUAUUUUAUUAUUUUUGUCUAUAUAUUUUAUACCUGGGGUUUACAGAAUUUAAAGAUGAUUCUCCAUUUUUAUAUAAACACUUUUCACGCAUCAACGCAGAGGAGUCAGACUCUGGAAUUUACUUGAUAAGUUCGUUAUUAUGUGCAGCUUCAAGUUCCUUCUAUGUGAUCUUCGACCGAUCUUUUCAGUGGUCUGUUGAACUCGUACUUUUAGAGACUUCUGAUAAGACCACGAACGUCGUUUGAUUUUCAAUGAAUGUUAUUCCGAAUUCGAGGAACUAUUUCAGAUCCGUUUGUUAAUUUUAGGGACCAAGCAGAGUACAAAUAGCCGUUUAUACUUCUAGAAAUUAUUUGCUCGCUCAAUUGAGAUCAGUUGAACUAGAAAUUUUGCGUUUCAAUACAUGGAGGCUGCCCCUUGUAAGCGCUUUAGACCCAGCGAAUCAGGUCCUGUUAACGAUAAUGAGAAAUAUUCGUCAAGAAUAUGUUUAGAUACAUUUGAUUCUCAUCUCAUUUGUUAACAAACACUUAUAUUUUAAUUAUAUUGAGCAGCCCAAAAGGUGCGUGUAAGCCCUGAAAGCUACCGUCGAGUGAACCGUCUCGUUCCUUAUAAUCCCAACGCAGACGUCUCAUCAUAAAAUACCAAAAUGUGGACCACUCCUACUUAAAUUCUCUAACACCUGCCAAACUAAAACUGCCACAAGUAUCAUUGUUUUUAAUUUUUUCUUUUAUUUUUUCUCACUUUAUUGAAAGAAAUCAUCUAUAAAUGUUAUUUUAUGUUCGAGAUAUGCUUUAAAGUUAUGAUAAACUAUGUUUUAUUUGAAACGAUUUUGUUAGGAUAAUUUAGAAGAAAUUUUCAAAAACAUGUUCAUAUAUUUAGCUAUAAGAAAUAAUGUUGUACAGUUGAAUUAAAGUAGUAGAUAAACAUUUUUAUGACAUACACAAGCAUAAGGUAGAUGAAUUACAUUUCGUUUGCAUACUACAAGCUCUACCGGAAAAAUUCGAGGGAGAAAUCAUGAUCAUAUUAAAAUUUAAGGGACAGUAGGUUUCCCUGAAGCAAUUACCCCAGUAAUAUGCAUUCGUUCGAUUAUAAAUGUUUAAUGGUAUAAUGCAAUUGCUGAAUUGUAAUGCCGUUUAGUUAGCGAGUAUAUUUCGUAUUUAUAUUAUACAAAAUAUUAAUAUUAAAUUUAUCUGAUCUAAGUGACUAACUUAUUAAAGAAUAAAGUAAAUUUUAGCGCUCUAUGUUCUAUAUAUUAUACGAUUUACCUUAACAGUACCUACUUUAAGUAAAAAAAAAUAGUUGAGCUAACUAAAAUAAUUUCUACAAUUCUGCAAAGCAAACAUACAAAUAAGCCUUUGAUAGUUUGCUCCACGAGAUUCGCAUUUUUAUUUCAAAAAUGAUUCUUACUGUCACUACCCAGUAGCCUACAUGAAUGAAAACUGACAAAAGCAUGUUUACUUUGAAUCAAAAUUAAUUUGUCAUGAGGAUUUUAAUGCUUCUAUUCACAAUUCAAAAUAUAAAUACAGACGAUAAUAUGGUGGUCAAGUUUAUGUUAUUUAGUUGCCUUUCGUUAGACUUGAAAGUAGCAUUAAGCGCAAAAGUAAAUUUUAAUCGAAUAGGUUCAUGCAACACAUGUAGGAAAGCCCAGAAUUGUAAAAAAGAGACUGAAAUAUUGUCAAACGAUGUAAUUUCCUAGAAUAUUUUAUAAUUAUUUUUAUAACCUACUAAACAUCUACCACCAAUACUGUAUUGCAUGUGUACAAUGGAGGAUCUGAAGAAAAAACUUAUUUAAAUAUGAUUAUGAAAACAAAUUGAAUGAUUUAUAGAAAGUGAAGGAUUUUUUUUUGCUUCUAAGUAAACAAUUUUACAAUAUUAAUUAUUAUAAAUAUGUAGUUGUAGCUGGUAUGUUUACAUGAAUUAUUGUAUGAUAAAAAGUGUAUAAAAUGAAUUUUAAAGAAA
This is a messenger RNA of Hermetia illucens (black soldier fly), 8014 nucleotides long. RefSeq names its product histone-lysine N-methyltransferase, H3 lysine-79 specific (gene gpp). Lineage: Eukaryota; Metazoa; Arthropoda; Insecta; Diptera; Stratiomyidae. Gene Ontology annotation, cellular component: nucleus. Bases 607 to 6000 code for a protein of 1797 amino acids. The transcript has 9 exons. Gene Ontology annotation, biological process: regulation of transcription regulatory region DNA binding; DNA damage checkpoint signaling; DNA repair. The record is from RefSeq and is a predicted model, not a curated record. Gene Ontology annotation, molecular function: histone H3K79 methyltransferase activity.